Messenger RNA from Vigna umbellata (rice bean), 801 nucleotides. Its product is annotated as proteasome subunit beta type-3-A-like. Gene Ontology annotation, biological process: proteasome-mediated ubiquitin-dependent protein catabolic process. Lineage: Eukaryota; Viridiplantae; Streptophyta; Magnoliopsida; Fabales; Fabaceae. The record is from RefSeq and is a predicted model, not a curated record. Gene Ontology annotation, cellular component: cytoplasm; proteasome core complex, beta-subunit complex; proteasome core complex.
ACGUUAGGGCUUAGUUCCAAACACUACAGAUUUUAGCAAAUACCCGUGUAUGUCACGAAAUCAGAAAAUUGGUUGAUCAGCAGCGAAAGAUGUCGAUCUUCGAGUACAAUGGGAGUGCCCUAGUGGCCAUGGUGGGGAAGAACUGCUUCGCCAUUGCCAGCGAUCGGAGACUCGGGGUUCAGCUCCAGACUAUCGCCACCGAUUUCCAGAGGAUUUCCAAGAUCCACGACAAGCUUUUCAUCGGUCUCUCGGGCCUCGCCACCGACGCUCAGACGCUCUACCAGCGCCUCGUUUUCCGCCACAAAUUGUAUCAGCUGCGUGAAGAGAGGGAUAUGAAGCCCGAAACCUUCGCUAGCCUAGUCUCUGCUAUUCUCUACGAGAAAAGGUUUGGUCCAUACUUUUGCCAACCUGUAAUUGCUGGACUAGGAGAUGAAGAUAAACCUUUCAUUUGCACCAUGGAUGCGAUUGGAGCAAAGGAACUUGCAAAAGAUUUUGUUGUAGCCGGUACUGCAUCUGAGUCUCUUUAUGGGGCUUGCGAGUCAAUGUUUAAGCCUGACAUGGAACCAGAGGAAUUGUUCGAGACUAUCUCCCAAGCGCUACAAUCAUCUGUCGAUCGAGAUUGUUUAAGUGGCUGGGGUGGACAUGUUUAUGUUGUCACCCCAACCGAAGUAAAGGAGACGAUAUUGAAAGGAAGAAUGGAUUAACUUUUAAGAGUGCUUGUUUAGAGACGUACUACUUUCCGAGGUUCCCGAGCGUGAAAGGGGAACUUUAUUGGAUAGACGUUCAAUCCCAUUUCAAAUG